Closterium sp. Yama58-4 is the source of this 735-nucleotide messenger RNA. The record is from the annotation of a GenBank genome assembly. NCBI's taxonomy places the organism in Eukaryota, Viridiplantae, Streptophyta, Zygnematophyceae, Desmidiales, Closteriaceae.
AUGGCGGCGCCGUCCUCUCUGCUCCGAGCGGGCUUCAGAUCCGCGCGAGACGCGCUGAGUCGCGGCGAGAGAUGCAGAGCUGCUGACAAUCUCUUCCCGCGGGCGUUGCAGCAACUCCAUCCUUCCGAGCGCGCCGAGUUCAGCACUGAAAUUGGCAGUUCUGCCGGAGAAAUGACGCCUCCAGCACAACAUUCUGCCGCUGGGGCUGCUGCUGAUGCAGGAGCUGCUGGUGAUGCUGCAGGUGGUGCUUCAAGCAAUGCUGCUACAACUGACCCAGCGUCGUCGAGCGGUGCUGCGGUGACGAGCGGUGCGGAUGGGUCUCGUGCGGUGCUGGCGAAGCUGCUCAACGUGCCCCGCAUGGUGCUCAAGGAGGAGCUUCUGAGGUCCUUCCGCAACCCUGCGCUGACGCCAGCCGAUGUGUUCACCGUGCUGGACGACCGUCUGCACACGCUGCACUGGCAGCUUGAGUUCAAGUCACCAGACGACUACAGCAAGGCCCGGGAGCUCGUGGAACUUUAUAAGAGGGGGGGUUCGCGGAUUCGGCUCCAAGAGCUGUCUCCCAGAGACCACGAACUUGCAUUCCACACGAAGCAUCACAACGCGGAGCUUCGCCAGUGGAGAGACGUCUCGCUCAUCAUGACAGGGUUACCAGACGAUGUGAAGACGGAUGACAUAGAGCAGUUCUUUGAGGACUACAUGCUGCACCCGCCCUCCGUGUACCACGUCAGGAUGUGA